AUGGAAGUCGGCCCGGCGGGCGCGAAAUUCCUCGGCCCGGUGCUCAUCGAGGUGCCCCAUUUUGCCUCGCUGCGCGGCCAGGAGCGCGAAAUAAUCAUCCUGCGCAGCGACAGCGGCGAGGUCUGGCGCGAGCACCUGUUCGAGGCCGACCAGAGGCUGGUCGAUUCGAUCAUGAAGUCGGCCGACUCGAUGGCCGCCCUCGACGACCAGCAGCAGCAGCAGCAGCACGAGCAGGAGAACAACCAACCUGGUGGUGGUGGUGGCGAUAAGAAGCGUUUAACUAGAAUUGUUACAAAUGAAUUCCCGCAAUACUUUGCUAUUAUAUCAAGAGUUCGCCAGGAAGUGCACGCCGUUGGGCCUGAUGGCUCAACGGUCAACUCGCAAGUCGUGCCCAGAGUUCAGGCCAUAUUCACUGAAGGUGCGCUAACAAAACGCAUCAAAAUUGGCCUACAGGGCAACACAACAAUCUCAAACAAGCAGCAAGACCAAAAACAACACGAUCAAGAGCAGCAAGCCGAACAACAGCAACACCAAUCAACAACUACUGAGGCAGCUGAUGCCAACCAAGACGAUCAGCAGCAGCAAGACAGAAGCGGCUCGCCGGCCGCCAAUUCGCAACAGGCCGAUCGGGCCGUCUCGCCCAAUCAGGCGAGCCGGCCUGGCUCGGCGGCCGCCAAGCGUCGCAGUCGCUUCUUGGCCUGCUUUGGGGCCGGCCACGGCUCGGUCGACCUGUUAAACGGCGAGCAUCUGGCGGCGGCGGCGGCGACCGGCGACGAGUCGUCGGGCGGCGACUCGCCCAGGCAGCCCUGCAAGGAGAAGCUCGUCACGAAGCGAUACAUUUUGGGCGACGUGCACGAUUCGGACAGCGAGAGUCUCCGGAGUGGCUCGCUGGCGGACUCGCCGGCCAGCCUGAGUGGGCCGAGCGCGAGCAGAAAGCGGCGCCAGGCCGACAAUGCCGAGCUGCUCGUGCCGGACGACUAUUACAUGGAGAAGGAGCCGCCGCUAAUUCUGAACACCGAGCCGAAGACGUACGGCAAACGGUUGGCCAGCUCGUCGGCCCAAACGGACAGCAAGCUCAACGGUUCGAGCGGCUUCAUCAUGACCACAUCGGCCAAGAAGCCGAAAAAGUCGCGCCGCGGCCUGCUGGGCCGGCGCCGAAAGCACAAGACCCAGAUGAACAUUUGCUGCGAGCCGGCCGCCGCCGGCCUGGCUCGUCCCAAAUCGCCCGACGCGCAACCUGUUGACUCGUCGCUGGACACCUCAAACGAGCAGCACCAGCAGCAGACUGACCAAGAGGCGGCCAUCGAUUCGGCCUCGAUGAUUCACGACGUGUACACGAGCGACGACCAAAAGUGGCGCACCUGCACCAUCCAGACGGACAGCGACAGCGUGACCGUCAAUUAUGUUACGCUGAGCGCCUCGGACGAGGCGGCCGCGGCCGCAAUGGCCGCCGCCUCGUCCACCGCGGCCGGCCACGACGACGGCUACGUCUCGGGCAGCGGCGACCUCAAGAAGGAGAGCUCCUUCGGCAAGGGCCUCUUCCACUUGUCGUUCGGCGGCUCAUCCGGCGCCGCCGACACCGACGAAUCCAAGCGAUCCGCGACGGCGGCCAAGCCGAGCGACAAAGAGCAACGUUCAUCGCAGCCAAAGAAGAAGAAGAACAAGAACAAGGCGGCCGACAGCAAGAAGUCUGUCGCCGGCGGCGCCUCCGACGAGGAGGAAAAAGUCUCCUCGAGCAAGAGCGACGACGAACACGAGCAGCAGCUGGCUGAUGAAUCGUUGCGCUCGGUCUCGCCGACCAGCAAAGAGUUGAAGCUCAAGCUGAAGCUCGAGCGCCAGGAGAAAUCCAGGCGCGAAAAGGAGGAGAAGCGACUCCAGAAGGAGGCCGAAGAGGCGGAGAAGUUGCGCAAAAAGCAGGAGAAAAAGGAGGCCAAGAGGCUGCAAAAGUCGGCGAGCAAGAAGUCGUCUUCGUCGCCUCCGUCGAGUCCAGCGCCGACUGGUGGCGAACAGCAGCAGCAGCCGGCGACGGCGGCUGCGGCCACGAAAGCGGGCAGCUCGGUCAAGUUUGCCGCCGAUUUGGUUUCCUCGGAUGCCGAGGCCGGCGCCGCCGCCUCCGUCGGCACCGAUGGCGGCAGCCACGAGCCAGCGCGCCAAUUGGACUCAAUUCAGAAUGUGAUCGACUCGACGAGUGCCGCCUACGAGCAGCAGAAGGAGCGCCUCAGUCAGGAGGACGGGCGCGACAUGGUGCAGGUGUCGAUAAGCGACACUAAUCGGCUAACCUUGGACGAAGUCGGCCAGCACGACCCAAUCGAGGCGUCGAGCAGGCGAGCAUUGGAGAUUCACCACUCGAUCGGAAAGACAUUGCGAGACGGCAAAGAGGAACUCGAACGCGCCGAAGAGAAACUGAUCUCGCUCUCGGAGUCGGCCGAUGAGACGCCGCCAGCGAAGGCAAGUGAACAGCAGCAGCAGCAGCCGUCGCAACAUUUAAAGCCCAUUCUCAAGCAGCAACAGUCGACGACGAGCGGCGAAGAGGUGGCAGCCGAGAUUGUCAUCAAGGACGAGCGAUCGUUGGCCAGCAAGUUGGUGAGCGAGGCCACCGAUGAGGCCGUGCGAGCCGCCGACCGGCUCAGGUCAUCGACUGGCACCGACGACCAGGACACAUCCGCCGGUCUCGACUCGGUGACGAGUUCUAGCUCGAAGAAGGAGGAAAAAGAGCGCCUGAAGCGCGAGGCUAAGGAGGAGAAGCAGCGCUUGAAGGAGGCCAAAAGGGCGGCCAAAGAGGCGGAGGCCGCCGAAAAGAAGGCCGCCAAGCAGGCCAAAUUGGAGGCCGAACGACAGGCCAAAGAGGCAAAGGCCGAACAGGAGCGACUCGCCAAAGUGGCCAAGGCUGAGCAAGAGAAGCUCGCCAAGGAGGCCAAGGCCGAACAGGAGAGACUUGCCAAAGAGGCUAAGGCUGAACAGGAGCGACUCGCCAAGGAGGCCAAAGCCGAGAAGGACAGACUGGCCAAGGAGGCCAAAGAGGCCAAAAAGAAACUCAAACUUGAGGCUAAAUCGGCCACCGCCAGCUUGCCGCAGCCAACAGAUGGUUUGAAAGCUCGAAAGGGCCGCUCGGGUAGUUCGAGCUCGAGCAGCUCAAGCUCAAGCUCAAGUUCGGGCUCGAGCGAUGGUGGCAGCGAAUCGAUAAAGGACGAGACAUUUUUGGCGGCUCGAAAGGCGGCCAAGGCGGCCAAAGAGGAGCUCAAACGAUUGAAACGAGAGGCCGACGCGGAGAUCGACGAGCAGCUGAAGGCGCAGAAGCAACAGUUGGCUGAGGCCGCCGAAGCGGACGCUAAGCAGGCCAAAAAGUCGCUCAAGGAGGCGAAGAAAAAGUUCAAGCUGAGCAACAAAUUGAAGCUCAAGUCGGGCAAGUCGGCGAAAACGAGCGACAAAGACCAGAGCAGGUCGUCGGCGGACAAUGACGACGACGCUACUGCAGCAGCCGCCGCCGCCGCCGCAACGGAAAAGAGCGAGGCUGAAAGGGCGAAGGACGAGGCCGACAGGCUGGUCAGGGAGGCCUUGCAAGAGGCGACCGCCGUCAAGGAGGCCGCUGCCGAUUCGUCGACGGCCGCCGCCGCUGCUGCUGUUGAGGGCGCCGACGCUGAAAAGGCCCUCGACAGUGAGGCAGAUGGCGGUGAGACCAAAGAGGCGCGCAAAAAGAAGUUCAAGCUCAACUUUAAGAUGAAAUUUCCGAAAUUUGGAUCUCGAUCUGGCGCAACUGACAGUAGCAUCAGCAGCAGUGGCGAAAGUCCCGCCAAGAAGAAGGAGCCCGAAGAGGACGCCUCUUUGCUGGCGGCCGGCGAGCAGAGGCAGCUGCUCGAGGCGGCCGACACGGCGGCGGCCGACGCGAAACGCGAGGCCGACGAGCUCCUGAAGGAGGCCGAGAAUGCCGAAGCCGAGGUGAAGGCCGAGAAGCGGCAACUGGCCGAGGCGGCCCAGGCGAAAGCCGACGAGGCCGAGGCGGCCGCCAAGGCGAUCAAGAAGCGCUUCAACUUUAAGAUCAAGCUGCCCAAGUUUGGUGGCUCGCCGAUGAGAUCAACCUCCCAAGCGGAGGAUCAGGACACCAGCACCGCUUCGUCGACGAAGGCGGCGUCCAAAGGCAAGAGCGAGCCAGCCAGCGGCGACGCUAGCGAGCCCUUGGCUGCCGGCGAACACGCAACAGCAACCACGACAACGACGACAUCAGAGGCUCUCGAGGAGGUUCUGGGCGAGGUGAAGGCGCUCGAAGAUGAUGAGGCCGCCGCGGCUGCCGAAGAGUCGAAGAAAAAGCUCAAGGGUGGCAAGUUCAAGGUCAAGCUGCCCAAGUUUUCGGUCGCAACGUCGGUUAAGAAGGCUCAUGAUGAGAAGCAGCCCCAGGAGGAGGGAGAUUCUUCGAUCGCUGUCUCGAAGGCGAUCGAUGUCUCGAUCAAGGACGACGAGGCCGGCCGAUCUGUUGAGGCGGCGCCAUCUGUUGAGUCGCCAUCGAGGCAGCAGAGCGGCAGCACCAGCACCAGCAGCGUUUCGGCCUCUGGAAAGAAAGAGAAAAGCAAGUCGAGCUUCUUGUCGCGUCUCUUCGGCGGCAAAGCCAACAAGGCGGCCGCAGCCGCCUCUGAUUCGAGCGCCUCUCAGCAGCAGCAGCAGCCAAUUGAUUCGUCGGUCAGCGAGCAGCGGAAGGAUUCCUUGGCCGGCAAGAAGUUGAAAUCAGAGCCCGUGAUCGUCAGCGAAAUGUAUCCGAGCGAUCCAGACGACGAGGACGGCGAAAUGAUUCUCGAGGUGAAUGUGCCCAAGAAUUUGAUCGACGAGGCCGAGCAGAGGCGCCGCAGCGAAGAGGAAAGCAACGCCGCGGCCGCCGCCGCUGCCGCAAACAACAUGUCGCUAGCGAGCGACACUGACCUUGCGACAACGAUCGACGAAACACUGGCCACCUCGACGGCGGCCCAGCAGCCGCUUCAGCACUCGAACCGACAGCCGACCGAGCAAACGAUCUCGAUGUCGCCCACGAUCUCGAUCGACGACGACGACGCGUCGCCGAAGAAGCGCACCUCGAUGGCGGCGGCGGCGGCGGCGGCCAGUCAGGGCCGCCGACUCGACGGGCCACAGGCGUCGCUCGACUUGCAGGACGACCAGGCAACGCUGGUGAAUGUUAGCCAGAUGAUGACCACCACCAGCGAGGGCCGCAAUAGCACCCGCGAAGUCGGCGACCCCGACGACGACGACGACGCCACCGAGAAUCUCGUCAGCCAGGCGAACGAUCUCGCGCAAGAGAUUGUCGACAGCUCGGUGUCGGUGGCUGCCUCGGCGCCACCGCCAGCAGCGGCGUUCGAAGUUGUCGGCGACGUUCAGGAGGCUUCCGCCUCGAGCAGCGAUAAAAAGGCCUCCAAGAAGAGCAAGCCGAGCAAAGAGGAGCUCAAGGCCGAGAAGGCCCGAAAGGAGCUCGAGGCAAAGCUGCAGAAGGAGGCCAAGAAGCAGGCCAAAGAGGAUGAAAAGUUGAAAAAGAAGCAGGCCAAGGAGGAGAAACUGAAGGCCGAGCUGGAGAAGAAGCUGGCCAAGAGGCGGGCGAAAGAGGAAAAGGAGCGCCAGAAGCGCGAGGCCAAGGCGGCCAAGAAGGCGGCCAAAGGUGGCUCCUCUGAGGCGGCCGCCCUUCAGGCCGGCACUUCGGGCGACAGCCAGCAAGCAGCAGCAGCAGCAGCCGACCAGCAACAACAACAACAAGCCCAAGAGCAGCAGCAGCCGGGCGACGCGUCGAGACUGGUUCUCAACGAGACGCCCAUCAACACCGAGACCGAAGUGGAGCGAAUCGUCGAGGAAGUCAUGGGCGAGGAUGGAAUCCUAACCAAGACGACCAAAACAAUUGAAACCAAAUACGUGACCACUCGGCGCGAGGAGCUGCGAACGAGCGUCAAUCGCGAGAUUCCGAUCGAGGAAUACGAGCGCAUGAAUUUGGACAAUCUGACUGAGGGCGGCGCCGGCCGCGGCGGCUCGCUUUCGUCGUUCUCGUCGAGCGAGCGCGACGAGCUUGACGCGGAUGCUGCCGCCGAGCGGCGCCGGCGGCGGCGGCAUUCGCGGCGCACCGAGGCCAAACUGUUGAAUGCGCCCGCGCGCGGCGCUCCCAGCGGCACGCAGGUGAAACUCGUGGUCGGCCCCUACGAGCACAAGGAGUUGGACGAGAUUCGCGCGGCUCCGUCGCUGUUCGGCGCCGCCGACAGUUUGCCCGCCGAGGAGGCCGCGGCGCUGGCCAAUCUGGCGCCCAAGAAGGCGAUGAAGUGGCGCAUCAAGCGCAACCAGAGGCUCAUCAAGCGGGCGCUCAAGCUGGCCAAGAGCGAGGAGAAGCGCGCGAAGAGGGAGGCGCGCGCGGCCGAGUCCGAGAUUGCGGUCUGCGAGGAGGCCGCCCGGCAGGCGCGAAUCGAACUGAAACGGGCGCUCAAGGAGGCGAAGCGCGCUAGCAAGCUGGCCGAGAAGGCGCACAAGAAGAUGGACAAGGUGGACAAGAAGCUGUCGAAGCGCGAGAAGAAGAUCGAAAAGAAGCAACGCAAGCUGGACAAACAGGCGGCCAAGCUGGCCAAGAAGGAGUCAAAGAGGCGCGCCAAGCGGGAGGCCAAAGAGGCCGAGCAGGAGGCCAAGGAGGCCAAGAAGCGGCUGCGUCGGGGCGGCUCGCCGUCGGGCGCCGGCGCAAGCGGCGGCUCCCAAAGCGGCAGCCGAAAGUCGAUCAAGCUCGAGGACAUUGGCGACCCCAUUCUCAAGUCGAGCUCGCGUCUGUCAAUCGGCGGCGGCGGCGGCGGCCAAUCAGAUCAGCAGCAGCAGCAGCAGCAACAGCAGGGGCCCCAAAUGGUUAUCAGCCAGACGACAAGGACUGUGAUGGAGCGCGGCGAGUCGCCGGACGACUUGCAGCCAGUUGAGCUGUCGCUCGAUGACGGCCAGCAGCAGCAGCAGCAGCAUCCGAUUGUUCACCACACAAUCACGACGACAACCAUCACUGAGCACCCAGAUGGCCAGAUAAGCGAGCAGACGAGUCACAGGGUUCUGACUGGCGACGAGGCCAUCGAGGCGGUCAAUCAGCUGGCGGCCGAGCAAACCAGCGACGACAACCAAUCGGAGGAGAUCGAUGUCGUGAAUGAUCUGCCCCAGAUUAAGAGCGCGACCAGCACUAAAAUGACUGAGGCAGCUACUGCUGCCACUGCCGAGCAACAAUAA
Messenger RNA from Argentina anserina (silverweed cinquefoil), 7206 nucleotides. RefSeq lists its product as uncharacterized. The record is from RefSeq and is a predicted model, not a curated record. The transcript is spliced from 3 exons. Lineage: Eukaryota; Viridiplantae; Streptophyta; Magnoliopsida; Rosales; Rosaceae. The coding region runs from base 1 to 7206 and encodes 2401 amino acids. Gene Ontology annotation, cellular component: cytoplasm.